Oikopleura dioica is the source of this 1551-nucleotide messenger RNA. The record is from the annotation of a GenBank genome assembly. Lineage: Eukaryota; Metazoa; Chordata; Appendicularia; Copelata; Oikopleuridae.
AUGAAACUCGAAGCUUACUGCAUUCCUGAAAUAUGCAACAAAUGCUGGAAAAUCAUCGACAAGGAAAAAUUCCGUGGGACGGCAAUGUGGCAAACUUGCAUGGUCCUGACCUCAGAGGAAAAAUGCUGCGCACCGCCAACUCACUUUUGGAGUCUUUUCAGAUCCCAAGGGGAGAUUUGUGAAGACAGCUCAAGAAUAAUUGAAGAGACAUCGGUUGAUUUGGACUCAGAAGACUGUGAAUUCAUCCAAAGCCCUGGAAAUGGACUUGUUGGGAUACUGGAAUUCGAAGACAUGGAAGAUGAGUCAUCGCCAAAAAUCAACGUCAAUGCAAAGUCGUGCCUUUUGACCAAAACCGUCAUUUGUGGACCAAAAGAGAAUCUCAGUAUUUUCGUCCUACAGAUAAUGGCAUUGGUUGGUCUCGUGACGGCGACAGUUUUCAUCAUGGUCUUUAUUGUGCACAAAAUGAGAGCUCAAAAACAGGCGUUGAAGGAAAGCCACAGUGCAAGAAUGUUCUACUCGAAUUCUCCUUCCGUGCUCUCGAAUUAUGGGCUCACAGAUGCACUGCUUCUCAAUCAAGAAGAAACUUCCAAAGCUUCUUCAAAGCUGUUAUCACCGAAUCCGAGCAUCGAUCAAAGAACUUUCCCUGCUGAUAAAUCACAUAUCGAAAGCGACGGCUUUGUGGACCCGAGAAUCCAAGUCUCAAAAACUGCUUUUGACCUUGGAAUUAUCGCCGCUGCGCCGAUAAAAGAGGAUGAGGUUUUGAUCCGCAUCCCCAAAUCCUGCCAAAUCAAUCUCCAUUCAUUCGACUCUUCUCCAAACUCCAUGGCCAAUUUUAUUCGUCAAAAGAAAAUCACUCUCUCCUGCCAUCAAAUUCUAGCGCUUCAUUUGGCUCUAGAACGGCGAAAACCGCUCACUCCCAUCAUGAAAAAAUUCAUUCAAACGCUCCCGGAACACUUUUCUCUCCCACUGGACUACUCGCCCAAGGCCAUGGCCAAUUUGCCCUGCGAGGUUUAUCUCUUAUCAGUCGCGCUGCAGAAGAAUGUCACAGAGCUCUGCUUCGCCCUGGGCAAACAGAUUGGACUGACCAAAGCGGACCUUACUUGGGCUUAUUCAAUGGUCCUAAGUAGGACCUUCUCUUUGCCGAAUUAUAUGGAAACCUCAGAUCUUGACUACUGUUCUGACAAAGACACUUCCAGAAGCGCCUUUAUGUGCCCCUUUAUGGACCUUAUCAACCAUUCCAGCACGCCAAAUUGCUACUAUGAAACAGCAAAAUGUUUCAAAGAAACAAUGAACAAGAAAUUGGAAUCAUGGAGGAAAUUCGAGACCGCGAAAGGAUUCGUCUACGCUCUUUAUGAAGACAAACUGUGUGAUGGCUUUCAGAAUACAAUUUCUGUCCUGUCAUUUUUACUCAAAAAGUCGGAGGAAAAAGUGCUAGAAAAACUGGUGGAAAUGAAGCUCCGAUCGAAUGAAAAAUUCAUCACGGAAGAUAAUGAGGAUAUUUAUAAAGUUGAAAACUUUAUACUCAACAGCUGGAAGAGUAAAAUACAGUGA